GCAAUGGAAAAUUCAGUACUAUCAAGAUUAAAAAUCUUACAGUAGCUAGAGAUAAGGUUUUGCAUCGUAAAACCACAAAAAAAUGGCAUUACAUAAUUUAGCUCUUUGUUUAGUUAUAGUUUCAUGUUUUCUAGUUGUGAUUUGUGAGGGUCAGAGCAGUGUACCAGUUGCGCCUGGACUUUCAUACACAUUUUAUUCGACUAGUUGCCCAAAUUUGGAAUCAAUUGUUAGGAUUCAUCUCCUUCAGGUUCUUGAGAAUGAUACUACUCAAGCCGCUGGUUUGCUUCGACUUCAUUUCCAUGAUUGCUUUGUUCAGGGAUGUGAUGCGUCAGUAUUGCUAGAUGGAUCAACAAGUGGUCCGAGUGAGCAAAAUGCACCCCCGAACUUAACAUUAAGGCAGGCGGCAUUCAAGAUCAUCAAUGAUAUCCAAACUCUGAUUCAAGGCCAGUGUGGCCAAGUUGUGUCAUGUGCUGAUGUUACUGCCCUUGCUGCUCGCGAGUCUGUUUUGCUGUCAGGUGGACCAUACUACAACAUCCCCUUAGGAAGAAGGGAUAGUCCAAACUUUGCAACAACAAACGUUACAUUAGCCAAUCUACCACCACCGACCUUCAACACUAGUCAACUUAUAAACUUAUUUAGCUCGAAAAACUUGACUACAACCGACCUCGUUGCCCUCUCAGGAGGCCACACCAUUGGGAUUGGUCAUUGCACGUCGUUCACCAAUAGACUCUACCCUACCCAAGACUCAAACAUGGAUAAAACCUUGGCUAACAACCUUAAACUCACAUGUCCUGCCUCAAACACUACCAAUACUACUAAUUUGGACCUUCGUACUCCUAACAUUUUCGACAACAAGUACUUCGUUGAUCUCAUGAACCGUCAAGGCUUAUUUACCUCAGAUCAAGAUUUGUAUACCGAUUCAAGGACCAAGAGUAUUGUCCAAACCUUUGCUGUUAACCAAACAUUGUUUUUUCAGAAUUUCAUAGAUGGUAUGAUCAAAAUGGGCCAACUUGGUGUCUUAACCGGCUCACAAGGCCAGAUUCGUGCUAAUUGUUCCGCAACAAAUGCUAAUACUAUGGCCUUUUGGUCUGUAUUCAGGGAACAACAACAACAAGGAACAUCGGCCCAGUACUAAAUUAUAAAUUAUCAUAAACAAUGUAAUCUUAAAUUGCAAUUGGAGUUUAAAUUAAAGUUGAGUUUGUGUGUUUGUUUUUUCGCUUUCUACAUGUGUAUUGUAUCACUAUGCAGAAAAACCUAGGUUCAAUAAGAUCAAUUGCUGUUUGAAAUAUGUCCACUUGUAUUACAUUUGACUGUCAUUGCUCAAGUAUAUUACGAUAUGACUAUAUUAGUAAAGUUAA
Spinacia oleracea (spinach) is the source of this 1358-nucleotide messenger RNA. Its product is annotated as peroxidase 12. Lineage: Eukaryota; Viridiplantae; Streptophyta; Magnoliopsida; Caryophyllales; Amaranthaceae. Bases 83 to 1135 code for a protein of 350 amino acids. Gene Ontology annotation, biological process: response to oxidative stress; hydrogen peroxide catabolic process. The record is from RefSeq and is a predicted model, not a curated record. Gene Ontology annotation, molecular function: peroxidase activity; heme binding. The transcript has 3 exons.